CGACACAACAGAUAAUGUUAUUAAAGCUUUUGUUGUUGUCCUUUUAUUAAAAGGCAAAACCGAAACAAAGACGUGAGCGCGCACGUCGCCACUUGCACACAUGAGGGAAAGAGCGUCACGUGAUCUGACGGGACAAACACUGAUCAUGUGAUCAGCUGAACUGAGGCAGUUUGAGGAAACCAAAACAGUACACUAACAGGUGGAUUAACCUCCAUCCAAACUGAUGUGCUGCAAAUCAGCUCUGUUCUCUGAUCAUGUGACCCUCAUGUGACUCUGUCUGAUCAGAUGAAUGAUGGCUCUUCUGCUGCUUCUGUGUCUCUGCGGUUCGAUCGCUGCCGUGCCGCCCGUAGGAACUCAACCUGAGCAGGUGCACAUCUCAUAUCCAGGUGUCUCGAACUCUAUGGUGGUCACAUGGACCACCGUCAAUAAAACCGAGAGCGUUGUGGAGUACGGAGUGUGGGGCGGGAAGCUCUUCAGUCACACGGCAAAAGGAAACUCCAGCAUCUUUCUUAACGAAGGGCCGGAGUUCAGAACCGUGUACAUCCACCGGGUCACGCUGAGCCAGCUGACGCCCGCCGUUUCAUACGUGUAUCACUGCGGCAGUGACGCCGGCUGGAGCGACAUCUUCUAUUUCACGUCUCUGAAUGAAAGCGUGAGUUUCAGCCCCAGGUUCGCUCUGUUCGGUGACAUGGGCAAUGAAAACCCUCAGUCUCUGAGUCGACUGCAGAAGGAGACGCAGAUGGGGACGUACGACGUCAUUCUGCACGUCGGGGACUUUGCGUAUGACCUGUAUGAGGACAAUGGCAGGAUCGGUGAUGAGUUCAUGAAGCAGAUCCAGUCCAUCGCUGCUUACACUCCUUAUAUGACCUGUCCAGGAAACCAUGAGUGGGCUUUUAAUUUCUCCCACUACCGGAAUCGUUUUAGCAUGCCGGGACACACAGAGAAUCUGUGGUACAGCUGGAACGUCGGUCCCGCUCAUAUCAUCUCCUUUUCCACUGAAGUCUAUUUCUAUCUGGAAUACGGCCUUGAUCUGAUCUUCAGACAGUACGAGUGGCUGCGGACGGAUCUCGAGGAGGCGAACCGUCCUGAGAACCGAGCGCAGCGGCCGUGGAUCAUCACGAUGGGACACAGACCCAUGUACUGCUCCAACGACGACAAAGACGACUGCACACAAUUUCAGAGCUACGUCCGAAUCGGACGCAAUGACACGAAACCUGCUGCUCCUGGACUGGAGGAUUUAUUCUAUCAGUACGGAGUGGAUCUGGAGCUGUGGGCUCAUGAACACACCUAUGAGAGACUCUGGCCUGUGUACGAUUACAAGGUGUUUAACGGGAGCUCUGAAGAGCCGUAUGUGAAUCCUAAAGCGCCCGUUCACAUAAUCACAGGUUCAGCCGGAUGUCGAGAAAAACACGACGGCUUCAUCCCUAAACCUCGAGACUGGAGCGCGUUCAGAAGCACAGAUUACGGCUACACACGCAUGCGUCUGAUCAACUCCACACACCUGUACCUGGAGCAGGUGUCUGACGACCAGUAUGGAAAAGUGAUAGAUCAGAUCACGCUGGUGAAGGAGAAACACGGACCGGACGCCUGGCACUGAAGAUCCAAACACACUCUCUCUCUCUCAGGAAACACUUUGAAACCCAAUCAACGGUGAGAGGCACUUUAGCUGUAAUCAACCAAACGAGGGACCCGAAGAUCUAACGUCAAGGUCCUUCUAAAGAUCUUACAGGAACACAUGUGUUUUGAGUUUGAAGUGGAGACAAUUCUUCAAACCCCUUCCAGACAGAUUUAAACCGCUGAUUCUGCACUGGAUUAUUUCAGAAUCUCACGGGAAACCCUGUCACUUCACAGCAGGAUAUAAACAUCACAGUCUGAUUGAUUACAGUGUUUUUUAAGGUCUUUAAUUGGAUGGACUGAAUGAACAUUUAUGUCUUCCUUGAUCUAACUUGUAAAUGAUUAUACUUUAGUAAGAUGAUAAAGUACUGUAUGUAAUCUACAUGAUUUUUUUUAAACUAUGAAAACUGUUCCAAAACCUAGUGAGCUGCCUACAUAGACAGCAUUUUAUGACAGUAUGCUGCUUUAUAAGGGGCCAUUCACACAGAACACUUUUUUUUCUAGAUACAUAUUUUUCAGAAAACUAAAAGUUAAACACCUUUUUUUUUACUUGAGUGCCGUGUUUUUAUAUCACUGUUUUAUGUGAGAUGCUGCAAAAGACUACCAAUGAUAACAAGAUACUAAUGUAAUAGUAUCUCAUUUUAUUUUCUCAAUUAUAUACUACAAUAGCACGCUUUCAUAGAAAAACAAUGUCUUCAACAACAACAUCUUCUGUGUGAACAAUUCGAGGAAAUAUUUGUCUCGCUGGGGUUUGAAUAGAUUUCCUCCACAUGCGGCUGCUUUGAACUUCACAAUAAGCUUUAAUAAAUUCAUCUUGUCACAAUAA
Messenger RNA from Ctenopharyngodon idella (grass carp), 2440 nucleotides. RefSeq names its product acid phosphatase type 7. The transcript has 15 exons. Gene Ontology annotation, molecular function: metal ion binding; acid phosphatase activity. The record is from RefSeq and is a predicted model, not a curated record. The coding region runs from base 290 to 1597 and encodes 435 amino acids. NCBI's taxonomy places the organism in Eukaryota, Metazoa, Chordata, Actinopteri, Cypriniformes, Xenocyprididae.